This is a messenger RNA of Zingiber officinale, 1227 nucleotides long. Its product is annotated as bZIP transcription factor 11-like. The record is from RefSeq and is a predicted model, not a curated record. The coding region runs from base 712 to 1110 and encodes 132 amino acids. Gene Ontology annotation, cellular component: nucleus. Gene Ontology annotation, molecular function: DNA-binding transcription factor activity; transcription cis-regulatory region binding. The transcript has a single exon. NCBI's taxonomy places the organism in Eukaryota, Viridiplantae, Streptophyta, Magnoliopsida, Zingiberales, Zingiberaceae. Gene Ontology annotation, biological process: positive regulation of DNA-templated transcription.
AUUAUCACCCUUAACCACUGUGCAAGAUUCCAAAACGCCUUCCCUCUACGUUGUUCCCCUAUAAAUUCCCUUCUCCACUAGGUUCUAAUUCCCUUUCCUCCUCUCCUUCUUCCUUACUGAGCUUCCGGCAAACUGCAGCUUCUGCCUUUUUGCUGCUUAAUUUCUUCCCCUUUUCAAUCUUCUAUCCCACUAAACUUUUGCUGGUCUCUCAAUCAAAAUUAACCAGGAGUUAAUCCAGAAAAGCAGCACCGUCUGUUUGACAGAAUAAAGUUUGCUCCUUCCUGCUUCAAUCUGUUCCGGGGGAAGUUCUGCCAAAUUCGUCCCCAAAAAAUAGAGUUCUCCCAAUCAAAACCUCUCCAAAACCCGGCCUUUGCUCGAAUUCUACUGUCAAAAUCCAACCUUGCGGCAAAGUUCCUGCCUUUGGUUUGCUCACAUGCAUCAUAAAUUUCUCUUGACGUUCCUAAUCGAUGUCGCCAAUCAUAAGUGAGAUUCUCCUCUCUGGGUUUAUGAUCCAUCCUGCAGUACUCCGGCGCAUGUCCCAUCUCGUCCAGUCCUUCUCCGUUGUCUUCCUCUACUGGUUCUACGUGUUUUCAUGAACUUUCUCAAAAUCUAGUGCGCUAGCAAUCAAAAUUCUACCAGAGAAAAAAAAACAAUUAAUAAUUAAAAAGCGUUUUAAAAUAAUUCAAACUGUGAAAGGCCAAAGUAGCUUCCAUGGCUUCUCCUCCCAGCACCGUUACUAGUGAUUCAGGAUCCGGCCUGCUCCAGAGCUCCAUCUUCGAAGAGAACCUGGAGGCAGUGCUGGAUCAGAGGAAGCAGAGGCGGAGGGUCUCGAACCGUGAGUCCGCGAGGAGGUCGAGGGUGCGCAAGCAGCAGAGGUUGGAUGAUCUGAACUCGCAGUUGCAGCACCUGAGGCGGGACAACGCCGAGGUCCUGGCGUCCUUGAGCCUCGUCACGCAGCGCUACUUUGAAGUGGACAGAGAGAACUCUGUGCUCAGGAUUCAGUCGAUGGAGCUCGGGAACAGGCUGAUGUCUCUCGCUGAGAUCCUUCAGUGCUGCUUCAAUGGCUCCCGUCGUCUUGACGGCUUCAUCAGUCCACAGAAUUUGAUGUGAAUGAGUCAAGAAACAGGCCAUGCAUGGCUUCAAGAAUGAGACAAAAAGGCGAAUGGUUUCUACUGAUUGAUGUAAUAAUUGGCCACUGUACUGGCACUUGGUGUUCAUUUGCUGUUU